Orbicella faveolata is the source of this 3098-nucleotide messenger RNA. RefSeq lists its product as uncharacterized. NCBI's taxonomy places the organism in Eukaryota, Metazoa, Cnidaria, Anthozoa, Scleractinia, Merulinidae. Gene Ontology annotation, biological process: SCF-dependent proteasomal ubiquitin-dependent protein catabolic process. The record is from RefSeq and is a predicted model, not a curated record. Gene Ontology annotation, molecular function: protein binding. Gene Ontology annotation, cellular component: SCF ubiquitin ligase complex.
CUGUCAAUGUGACCUGACUUUUCAGCGAAAGUUAGAAUAUUUUGUAACGAACCGACGUUAAUAUAUGUAGAGGACGGUGACCAAGGGUUCGCUGUCUCCUCAACAAAGGAUGAACGCAACAUUAUCUACUGGAGUCGAUAAAAUUUAAACUGAAAUGAAGUUGAAGCAAAACCACGUUUGCACAAAACAAAAAAAUUGGCGGACUUCUGGGAGGGAGUUUAGAACUCCCGCGUCCUGCGCUACAAAAAUUACGUAACAUCGGGGGAGGGUGGGGAUUACUUUUUUUUCUUUCCUUUUCUUUUCUUUUCUUUUCUUGGAGGACGUAUUUCAAACGUUUUAUCCAGAAUGAAACCCUCUUUAUGAUUUGACUUGUUAACCUGUUCUUCGAUAACAACUGAUCCGGGAAAUUUAACUCUUGGAGGUUUACUUGUUAACUUUUUCCUGAGACCUCCUCGCUGAAAUCAAGUUUAUUGCAUCAUUGCAACGAGGCUGCAAAAUAAACAUGGCGGCUCCCUUCGAUAAAAUUUACAGGAUGUACCGUCACUAAAUUCAUGGCCUGCUUCUACAGAGAAGCAAUGAAACCGUUUUUUACAGCUAAGAAAGAAAGGCUGAGCAGUGCAACAUGGCUUCCCUCGAGCAGGAACGUCAUAGGGAUGCUGAGUUCGGCAUCGCAUUGCCAUCGGAACUGUGGUUGGCCAUUUUCAAGAAAUUUCACCCCGUACACGACGACCUUUUUACGAUAAGUUUAGUUUGCAAGAAGUGGCGAGAUCUCAUCUAUACAAAUCCCGAUCCUACGCUUUGGGAGGACAUCACCCUAAUAAAUCUCAGAAACUGCAGCUACGAGAAUGCUACUUUUGUCAGAUUCAAAAAUAUCCUCAGAAGAUUUUGCCGUCAUAUCAAGCUUGUGCGGCUUCAAAAAUGCCACGAACUGUUCACAGAAAUCCUACUCAUUUAUGCAUCUUCCCUAACAGUUUUGAAUACUCUUGAAAUAACUGGAAUGUCAUGGUCAAAGAAACUACUUCGAAUGUUGAGAUGCCCCAAAUCACUGAAGACUGUGUUCCUAGAAGCUUCGUUGAUAUCAGAAGGAAUUUUUAAUCAAGAUGAUUUACAGUACAUUGUCGAAGGUUUUCCCCAAGUGAAAAGCUUUGGUUUGCAGUAUUCAGUUAUCAAACCAGAUUCUGUCACUGCAGUUAAAGGCGUUGUGUCUUCCAAGUACCGCCACCACGUAACAUGUUUGUUGCUAGAGAGAGUGAGAAUGGAGUCUUCUGAUCUCAAAGACAUUGUUAAGAAUCUGAAAGGGCUAAGGAAAUUUGGCUAUGGGAAUGACCAAAUUCAUGGUUUGCCAUCCAUUCAGCUGCUUCAAUUGAACUCUAAAUCAUUACUGGAAGUGGAGCUCUUCCAAGUUGGAGACUUUGCCAAGUUCCACUUUACAUUUCCUCAUGCAAAAAAGCUUAGCUUGAAUGGUUGUACCUCUGUGGGUGAACUGAGUAUUGAAGCAUCUGCAUUAAGGACUUUGCGUCUAUCGCUCUGUGUUGAGGUGCGCAACUUUAGGAGAAUCUCUGCAAGCUCCUUACGUGAGUUGACAGUUCGAAGAUGCAAUGCUCUUAUUCCAGCUGAACUCAUUAGCCUUUUGGUUAGAAAUCCAGAUAUCAAGUUACUAGAGCUUGAGGUGUACUGGUCAAGUUUAAGACUUGAUCAGCAUGCAACUCCAUCACUGGAAAAUGUUGCAAUAUUUGACAAUGGUGAGCGUUUGACUGCAGUUGACAUUCGCUGUCCUAAACUGCAGGAGUUGCUCAUCAAGAAGUCGAUGACUAGAUCCACCAUCUUGAAAGUGGUGUCAGUCUUGUCACAGAAUGUCAAGAAGGUUGUUCUUAAUGAUGUGCCUUAUCUUCGGAAAGUCAGCAUUGAUGCUGAGGAGGUCAAAUACCUGGAGGUGAAUUUUGAAAGGAGGUUAGAUCUCGUCAAGCCAGCUGAAUUUACUAAGCUGAAUUUUAGAAACAGGUCACGCCCUGUGAAAAUUGGCCAUCUUGUUUUAAAACGGUGCAAUCUCAAUGCACUAGCUUUUACCAGUUGUAACAUUCAGCACAUGUCCUUGGAAUAUUGCAACCUUGAUUGUCCCUUACGUGACAUAAUCCAGCAGUGUGGCCUUGUCAAGACUCUGACCUUGAGGAACUGUUAUGGCCCAUGCCAGCUCAAUCUGAGUAGUGCGCACCUCAAGGAAGUUCACAUUGUCUCCUGCACAUCACUGCUAAUGGACCACAUCAAUUUAGCUUGCCCAUCUCUUGAAGUGCUCGAUGUUUCUGGACUCUCUUUUUUACCAAGUGAGGAAGAAGUGGACGUCAUUGCUAGUAAUGUCAGAGAGCUGUCUCCAUUUCUUGGAUCUGUUAAGUUUUCUUGUUAGAAGGCAAUACAUAUCAUAGAAAUUGAUCUGGUUAUAGAUAUUUAGUGGUGUUUAAUAAUACUGCAUUGUUAUUUAUAAUGGAAUAUAAUAUUGGAUGCAUUGUGCAUUUAUAUCAAUCUCCAAAAAAGCUGAUUAAAACUUCUAAAACUUAAGUAUAUUUUAAAUCUGCUUUUCCUAUGAGUCAGUAAAAAAAGGAUUGUUAUUUAUAAUAAUGGAAUAUAAUACUGCAUGUGUUGUGCAUUUAUAUCAGUCUUCAAAAAGCUGAUUCAAACUUCCUAAGCUUUAAUGUGUUUUCAAAAAGCUUUCCUUAUGAGUCAAUAAAAAAGUGGACAUCAGUGCAAUUGUCCACACAGCCAGAGCAACUAGGAGUAUUUCUACUCCCCCUGGAUGGGAUGCUAGUCCAUCACAGGGUUAUCCCCAAGCAUUAAAUUCACUGGUACCCAUUUAGGCACCUGGUUGGAGAGAAGCACUGUGGGAGGUAGGAUUAGGGCAAUGACCCUAGCCAGGACUCGAAAGCAUAACUGCUCGAUCUGGAGUCCAGAGUAGCCUGCUAACCAUUCGGCCACCGUGCCUCCACGAAAAGCUGAUGAAAACUUCUAAAACUUCAGUGUAUUUUUUAACGAGUUUUCUUCAUGAGUCAAUAAUGGGUCGCACUGAUUAAAGCCCUGGCCAAACGGAGUCGCUAGUAGACGCAAGU